Molecule: messenger RNA, 1827 nt
Organism: Penicillium verrucosum
Lineage: Eukaryota; Fungi; Ascomycota; Eurotiomycetes; Eurotiales; Aspergillaceae
Product: Cupin domain protein
Exons: 6
Coding region: 1-1827 (608 amino acids)
Biological process (GO): kinetochore assembly; attachment of mitotic spindle microtubules to kinetochore; spindle attachment to meiosis I kinetochore
Cellular component (GO): kinetochore
Molecular function (GO): centromeric DNA binding
Source: RefSeq, a predicted model, not a curated record
AUGGCACGAGGGCCCGGAAAGGCCCGCGACUUCGACUACUCCAAUGUGGGAACUAAGGGAAGGCGCACUGGUAUAUCUCUGAAAGAAGGUCGACGCGAUGAACAUGGAAUGGAGGAAGUAGACGGUCUCUUUUCAUCUCCUGAGAAAUCGCCUGUGGAGUUGAAUGACUUUGAAGAAGACGUGGAAAAUGAAUCUUCAGUUGGAUCCGAGGGCAUGUCAAUGGAUGAAGGCAAUGCGCCAGAUCCCAUGGACUUCCUCAAAGGCACAAAUGGGUCACGCACCUCUUUUCUCCCCCCGCCUGCUGCGCGGUCACCGAUGAAGACUGGCCUCACUGGGUCCCCGCGGAGGACUCCAGCGUUGCAAUCAACUCCAGACCCGCAGGAAGUCGAGUCAUCUAGUCCGUCCGACGGCAAAGGUUACGCGGGCGCACAGGCAGAAUCGCGUCAAGAUCCAUCUCCUCUUUCCACUCGCUCGGUGAACGUGGGACGCUCGAACCAGAAGAAUGGCACACGGCAAAAACCUACUACAAAAGCCCAACUAGCAGCAGAAUUUGAGCCCGCAGCCAUACAUGACUUUUCCGACUUUUCCGACGGCGACGAGAACGCCAAUGCAUUCACUGCAGUACAACAAAAUUUCGGCGACAGUCUAAAUAUCGAUUCAGAUUCAGUUGUUGCAGAGGAACUACCCGAUUCUCCCGGGCAAGACCAACAAGAUGAUCAUGGCGACCAUUCAUCUACGGCUGACACGACUCCGCCUCCUGAAGAACCCGCUGUGGCCUCCAAGUCAACAAAGAAGGCCGCAUCAAAGAUCGCCAAGUCUCAGCGCCGUAAUGUCGAAGAAGAUGUCGACCCCCGACCAACCAAAAAGCGGAACACCAAGACAUCUCCACCGGUGCGUGAACCUUUAGAACCGGAAUUGGAUCGAGUGGUGGAGAAUUACGCCAACCGCACAGGCCCUUUGAAAGGCCGAAGUUUGUAUAUCCUCAAGCGUGAGAAUCCUACCGACAACAGUGCGACUCACACUCGAUCUGGGCGGGUUUCGGUCCGACCACUAGCAUAUUGGCGCAAUGAACGGUGCGUCUUUGGUGAUGGGGAGGCAACUGAGGGGCAUCGAUACCCUCUUUCAACCAUUAAAGAGGUAAUUCGCACCGAGGAGCAAGAGCCUGAAAAGAAGAAGAAGAAGGGGAAACGCUCAACGUCUCACAAGUCUAAGUCCAAGAAACCAAAGGAUGACUCUUCAGACGAGGAUGAGGAUGUUGAUCUCUGGGAGAAGGAAGGCGGUGUUCUUCAUGGCUACACUCUUAAAUGGGACAGGAAAACACAGACCAGUUCGAAAGAGGAGGAAGUCCUAGAUAUUGCAUAUGCUCCCUCUGGAAUCGAAACCAGAGAAGUCAAAGACUCGACAUUCCGAUUUGCGAAGCUGCUCAGCUCGUCAUUCAUCGGGUCUGGAGUUGUGGAGCUCCCACCUGAUGGAGUCAAGAAACCUAAGAACUCGAAGAAAAUGCACAUGGUCUUUUAUGUCUGUCACGGGCGUGUUCAAGUGGAUAUCUCAGGUGUCCAGUUUAGUGCCGGAAAGGGUUGUGUUUUCCAAGUUCCUCGUGGUAACUAUUAUAGCUUUGCAAACACCCAUCAAAAAGAGGCUCGGCUUUUCUUCACCCAAGGCUGUGUCCCCGAUGAGAACGAGAAUGAAGACGACGCACCGCAGAUGUCUCAUGAUGUUGGCCCUGAGAGCGAAUUCGAAGCCGACACUCCUACCGCUCCUGUUCAUGUCCCUGCUAAGAAAGCCAAGGGUCGCCCCAAGGGCAAGCAGAAGAAGACAGGCAAAUGA